Messenger RNA from Aspergillus saccharolyticus JOP 1030-1, 1206 nucleotides. Its product is annotated as DNA repair protein RAD10. Gene Ontology annotation, molecular function: damaged DNA binding; single-stranded DNA binding. The record is from RefSeq and is a predicted model, not a curated record. Gene Ontology annotation, cellular component: nucleotide-excision repair factor 1 complex; nucleus; ERCC4-ERCC1 complex. Gene Ontology annotation, biological process: UV-damage excision repair; meiotic mismatch repair; mitotic recombination. NCBI's taxonomy places the organism in Eukaryota, Fungi, Ascomycota, Eurotiomycetes, Eurotiales, Aspergillaceae. The coding region runs from base 96 to 1094 and encodes 332 amino acids. The transcript has a single exon.
CGAAGAGGUAUACCGUGACCUUUUCCACUCUGGCUUUGAGCUUGGACUUAGAGGCCGGAGUACGCCAUUUUACCACGUUGCUUCCCGAAAAGAACAUGAGCAACAAAAUCAAUGGCAAAGGUGUGCGGUCCGAGUCCAUCGCGACUCCCACAGCCACGACACUAGGACAAGCUUCUGGACCAUCAAAAAUCCAACAGCCUAAGCCACAGGCACUACCCAAUAAAUCUGGUCCAUCCGCUAUUCUUGUCUCGACACGACAGAAAGGAAAUCCAAUUUUGAAUCAUAUCAAGAUCGUACCUUGGGAAUAUGCAGAUAUCCCGGCCGAUUACGUGAUUGGUAACACCACCUGCGCAUUGUUCUUGUCACUCAAAUACCAUCGCCUUCAUCCUGAAUACAUAUACUCGCGCAUACGGCAGCUUGCAGGAAAAUAUCUCUUGCGCAUUGUGCUAGUGAUGGUCGACAUAGCGAAUCACGAAGACAGUCUACGAGAAUUAUCCAAAACGUCCCUCAUCAAUAACCUUACGUUGAUGCUUUGUUGGUCGGCACCCGAAGCCGCACAUUACCUAGAGCUAUACAAAUCCUCUGAAAACUCUCAGCCUACAGCUAUUCGCACGCAGCAGGCUCAAUCCUACCAGGAGUCACUUGUCGCGUUUGUGACUACUCCUCGGAGCAUCAAUAAAUCAAAUGCUGCGAGCUUGAUUUCCACGUUCGGGAGCCUAGAAAAUGCCAUCAAUGCGCAGCCCGAGCAGAUAAGCGCCGUUCCUGGGUGGGGAGAGAAGAAGGUUAGGCAAUGGUGCAAUACAGUGAGGGAAGGAUUUCGGGUGGAGUCGAUGAAAAAGAAGUGUGCCCCUCUUCAGGAUGCGAACCAUCGAUCGGCACAUCUGAGAACUAAUAAGCCUGAGACUCCUUCAAGGUUGCAUAGGGAUCAAGAGCAGGUUGAUGAAGGUGUUCUGUUUACAGAAUUGGAGAGUAGCAGGCUUGAGGCAUACAGACAAACUAAUGAAGAUCGACGGGCCAACGAAGGCGCUCAGUCGGAGGACAUGGACCAUGGCAUCAUGGCAGCACUGGCAAAGCUUCGUGAGAAUGGCGGUUGACGAAGUGCCAAGUUGUGAUCACAUCAACAUAUCAAGCCCUUUUACUGGUCAACAGGACCUUAGGUCUGACCUCCCGGGCCAUGUCAUGUACGUGUAUAUCGUGCUUAUCAGU